Messenger RNA from Drosophila mauritiana, 1806 nucleotides. RefSeq lists its product as uncharacterized. The transcript has a single exon. The coding region runs from base 105 to 956 and encodes 283 amino acids. The record is from RefSeq and is a predicted model, not a curated record. Lineage: Eukaryota; Metazoa; Arthropoda; Insecta; Diptera; Drosophilidae.
CUCAACCGUUCCGAAGGAAACAUUAUUUUUGAGUAACUGCAACUUUUCAAGAGGCUAGACUUUCUACCAUUUUUAUUUAUUUUACUCGGAUAAGGAGGAACAAAAUGGAGCAUUUUAUAAUUGACAACAACAGCGUACCAUUGAUCGAUGUGGGUGAAAAGGAAAACAGGGUCCAAGGCGAUCAGUUGGAUUUUGUACAGAAGAAAAGUCCUCAUAUCAGUAGAUCGAGAACCACCAUGUCCACUGGAUCGAAUGAAUCAGCAUCUCCAUCGAGAAAAGCACACAAAUCCAAGUCACGGAUUCCCUACAAUCAAUUGCAUUCACGUCCAAGGAAAUAUAUAUCCGGAAAGCAAGAUUCUUUCAACGAGUACUCCAUAGCACCACUUCCGAAUGAGAAUUCUAUAUCCGAAAACGUCCUAGCUCCACUUCCGUAUAGGAAAUCCUUAUCCGAAAGCGUUUUAGCUCCACUUCCCAAUGGGAAACCCAUACCCGACAGUUCGGAAAAUAGUCAAGAAGGAAAACCUCAUAGCAAGCCUAUAAAUGCUAGAUAUCGCUCCAUAUCCGCAGAAAGCGUAUAUUUCAGGAACUUCGAAUUGAAAAAUGCAAGUAAGUGUAACGUGACUGCCGGUAUGUUCAUAGAUCCACUUCCGAACGGGAAAUCUAUAUCCGAAAACGUCCUAGCUCCACUUCCGAGUGGGAAAUCCGAAGGCACGGAAGAAAAAGCUAGAUAUAACUUCUUAUCCGCAGUUAGUGUAUAUAUCAGGGCCUUCGAAUCAACAAUAAGGGAAAGCCGUUUGGUAUUUUUCGUUAGUCGUAUUUCCAUGUCAAGUUUAGUGACUCUGGGUAUGUUCAGUAUGCUCUUUCUGAUUUGGGCCUGUGAUUUCGAAGAACCAAUUGUCAGGAUCAAAAAGGCAAUGGGCAAUGUCUUCAAUGAUCGUUUCCGUCCCAAACUAUAAUAUAUAUGAGUACAUUGUUGAACAAAUAAUCCAAAUUUAUAAUAUCUAUUUGUGGCAAAAAAAUAAAAGGAAAUAUUAUUCUGCGCUAAAAAUUAUAAUGUUGAAUCACCUCUCAUUUGGCAAUCCGUGGCAUUGUUCAAUCCAUUUUCGAAGCCAUAACAAAUGACACUUUUAAUCAUUGCAUAUUAACGGACUAAGCCCUGACCGAUACCCGCACUUCGUACCACUGAUUUAUGGCCCAGACAGCGACAUCCAACCAAAAAUAACCCAUUAACUAAAUCCGCAUUUAAUAAAUGCCAGCCAGCGGCAGCGAGAAGGUAACAAAAGGGUUAAGACUGCCGAGGGAUUGGGAUAGGGAUCCGCCAAGUUGGCAGUUACAAGUUCCAACUUACAAGACCGGCAAAUUAAUCACGCUGACGACUGCGACGUGGUUGAUGAUAUUGGUCGACUGAUGCUGACAUUGAGGAGCUGCCAGCCGCACCAGCCAUCAGUUAGCCAAGUAUCCCCAUCCCCAAGCCCAAUCCCCAUCCCCAACCCAGUGGAUACAGUGCCGAGCAUCCAAGUAUCCCACUGUGCCGGGGGCAUCAAUCUGCGGUCGAGUCUCAACUUUCGGGCAACGUGACACGUGUGGAAUGCAGCCAGAAAUCGGAAUCAGAAGCGUUGACAUGACAACUCGAGAUGCGGGGAUCGCGAUAAGGACAACCACUUUCUAUGGCACGAGCAUGGAAAACCUUUUUAGACCCAAGCAUUGCUUAACAAUUUUUCCAGCUUGAACUUUACACUACAAGAUGUUACCAUAGGAAAAACCCGAUAAUAUAUACCAAUAAUAAAAUAUAAAUUUGUAUAUGCA